CUCAAAUUCAAAAUCGUGGAGAUGCUCUGAUUACGAUUUGCCGAUUGGGUUUGAUUUGUCUCCAUCGAAGAGAAUGAUUUCUCCAAUCAUGGAGAUGCUCUGGUCAGUGGAAUUGUCCUAUUUCUUUGCUUUCGUUCCAAUCGUUCAUGGAAUUUUCUGGAAAUCCAGCGGUGAAUUUGAGCAGAGAGAGAGAGAGAUGGCGGUAGUGUACGCGCUGCUGGCGCCAGGGGCGGUGGUAGUGGAGUUCCUCGCGGCGUCGACUAACGUAGGUUACAAAUGUGGUGAUAGAGAAUAUUGAUAAGGUUUUAGAUGGAAGCAAGCUUUUAGAAUUGCUUGUUGGUAAAAUCGCCAAUAUGCGAGGGAACCGCUCCUGUUCCAGGAAAUCGAGAAUUCCAACUUAGGAGGACAUACAAAAUAUAACCACUUAUCCAAUACGAGAUCGAACUGCUAUGCUCUUUGGUUAUUGUAUAUGUCGUUGAAGCCUUUGUUUGCCAUAGCCUAGCACUUGCUUCAUGUUUCAAGUAAGGGAAAUGAGCUUUGCCUUCUUUAGGAAGAGAGCGCAUUUUGACCGGUUCAACAAGUCAAAUUCGCACUCUCAAAGUGUCCAACCCGUGGUCAACAGUCAAGGGGAAUGACCUUUGCAUUCUUUUUGAAGAGAGGACGCUUCUUGGCCGGUCCAAUAAUGUUGUCCAAUAUGUCAAAUUCACAUUCUCAAGUGUCCAACUGUGGUCAACAGUCAAGUGUUUGCAAUAUAAAGAGCUCCAAAAACAUGGGAACAUAUAUGUGGAGCUCAAGUCUCUACCUAAGAGAAAGACCCGCAACAAAACAAGGAGAACCUUGUUUUCCAGAAAACAAUAGGAAGCGAAUCUUGUCGAUUUUGUGGAGAGAAUGCAGAAAGUUUGUUGGCCAUACUUUGAUCCUGAAUUCGACACCCUUGGCGAACGCAUCUACGGUCCCCCAUGCAGGGUCUACAUUGACAAUGACAGUAUCCAGGAUUGCACGGUUGUCAAGGUGAAUAGUGAGAACAAACAAGGGCUUCUUCUAGAAGUGGUGCAAAUUCUGACAGACAUGAACUUCAUCAUCAACAAAAGUUACAUCUCAUCCGAUGGUGAAUGGUUCAUGGAUGUUUUCCACGUGAAAGACGAACAUGGCAAUAAAGUCACUGACCAAAGCGUCAUCAACCAUAUUGAACAGGCGAUUGGUACGAGUACACGAAAAUCGAGUCCUGUCAUGGAGGCCAAAAAGACGGUCAGUGCAAACAAUGCAUUGGAAUCACCGGUUGAUCAAAACGAAUACACAGCCAUAGAGUUAACCGGAACGGACCGGCCGGGUCUCUUCUCAGAGAUAUCAGCCGCUUUAGCUGAUUUGCAUUGCAAUGUCCUCGAGGCUCACGCUUGGAGCCACAAAGAUCGUUUGGCUUGCAUUGCCCACGUCUCGGACGACUCGACCCACACCUCGAUCAUCGACCCGACCCGCUUGGCCACCAUAGAGGACCACCUGACCACUGUAAUCCGUGCCACAGCCAAUCCCACCUCGAAUGCUACGCAUGUUGGGCACAAGGAGAACGAGGAUAACGGGUUUCUUGCGGGGAAAGGCUCUACGUGCAUGAACACUAACGUGGAGAGACGGUUGCAUCAACUCAUGCUCUCAGUCAGGGACUUUGAAGAGCCGCUGCCUGGGGCGGCUGCUUCUCUUUCCGUGUCGCCGCCGCCUAGUAGGAGUGGAGGGUUGGAGAUGGAAGGGUGUGAUCAGAAGGAGAAGAAGCCGACAACGGUUUCAGUGGAGAAUUGCGAGAGAGGGUAUUCUAUUGUGACAGUGAAGUGUAAGGAUAGGCGAAGGCUCAUGUUCGACACUGUCUGCACGUUGAUCGACAUGCAGUGUGUGAUCUUCCACGCCUCUAUCUAUUCCAAUGGAGCUGAUGCUUUUCAGGAAUACUUCAUUCGGCACCUAGAUGGACGUGCUCUGAACACAGAAGGAGAGAAAGAACGAGUUGUGAAUUGCUUGGAAGCUGCAAUAGAACGACGGGUUUGUGAGGGGGUGAAGCUGGAGUUAUGCGCCGAGAGCAGGGUAGGGCUACUUUCGGACAUAACUAGAGUCCUCCGAGAGAACGGUCUAACCAUUGUCCGAGCAGAUGUGGAGACGCAGGGACAGAAAUCGGUGAACGCAUUCUAUGUCCGAGACAUGUCAGGGAACAAAAUAGACAUGGAGUUUGUGGAAUCGGUGAAGAAAGAGAUGAGACCGCUGCAUCUGGCGGUCAAGAACGAUGAUGCAGACGCCGAACGCGGACUGCAACGCCGCAGCUUCUCCCUCGGGGACAUCUUCCGCUCUCAGAUGGAACGCCUCUCUCUCAGGUGAUUCAACACUGUCUUACAAAUGAUGUUUAGGUGGGACCAAGAGUGGUGGUAAGCAUGAUAGGAUUCGUGUGUGUGUAUAUAUGUAUACGUUAUUCCGUUGUAUCUAUAUAUCCAUGGAUAGGCAUGUACGGGUCAAGUUUGUUUCAAGUAGAGGUGAGCAUGGGCACCCGGAAUGUCUCCAGUAUCCGUCCGAUCCACGA
Molecule: messenger RNA, 2554 nt
Organism: Tarenaya hassleriana
Lineage: Eukaryota; Viridiplantae; Streptophyta; Magnoliopsida; Brassicales; Cleomaceae
Product: ACT domain-containing protein ACR2
Exons: 13
Coding region: 889-2355 (488 amino acids)
Source: RefSeq, a predicted model, not a curated record